Molecule: messenger RNA, 2801 nt
Organism: Sycon ciliatum
Lineage: Eukaryota; Metazoa; Porifera; Calcarea; Leucosolenida; Sycettidae
Exons: 2
Coding region: 10-2010 (666 amino acids)
Source: RefSeq, a predicted model, not a curated record
GCCUAUGCAAUGUACAUGUUGUUGUGCUUCACUUCAGGUCCUGUCUGGUUGUGCGCCUGUCUAAUUCUGAGCCUGCUUGCAUCAGCUGCAUCCACGACAGAUAAUAGUACCGAAGAGAUUGUGACAUCAUCAUCCACUCAACACCGCUCUACGUCCUCGAAGGCCACAACAACAGUCGUCACAAGCUCCUUAGUCCCCGUUACCCAGACAAGUAUGGGUAGUAUCACACCAAGCCCAAUGCCCGCCACAUCACCGCCUAUUAGCAGCACCACGGAACAUGCUAAAGCGACCAAUAACACGGAGAGGAGCACCACCAGUCCUGUCGCUGUUCCACUGCAGGGCAGCAGUACCGACUUCAGCACCGUCACCAGCAGCGACAGCAACAACAGUAGCAACACCAUCGGAAGUGGCACCGUCGCCACUGUCAUUACAAGCAGUGCUGGCAGUAAAGAUGAUCCCGACAACCCCAGCAGCACCAGCAGCAGCACCAGCAGCAGCAGCAGCGGCACCAGCAGCAGCAGCAGCAGCAGUAAUAGCACCCACACCUACAACACUAUUACUGACAAUAGCAGCAAAACCAGUGGAACUGACUCUCACAACGCCACCACCACACCACUGUUAGGUACAACACAAUCACCUGACUCUUCUCCACCCAGCACAAGUCCACUUGUAUACACAACACAACCACCUGAUAGACAAAACAACAGCGUCAUGCCAAUCGCACAUACAACACAACCACCUGAUACACAAGUGGAGAUCACCUCAACUGGUACAACAAAAUCCAGAAAAUCAACUGCCUCUAGUGGCAGCAUAGCUACAUCUUCAUUUUUGGUGACAUCUUUUCCACCAUCAACAACUAAUGCUUGGCACAGCACCCACCGUUCCACUCCACUACGGACUUCAACACCACAGACUGAGGCAAAUACUGCGGGUACCACGUCAGCGCAGCAAGCGGUUACUCCCUCGCCAGUUGCAAAUAGCUCAUCAUUUCACUCCAGCACCGCUACCAUCACUACUGCGCAUGAUGAUGUCAUCACAUCUGACAGUGACGUCAUUACCACCACCAAUGACACAACCACGAACUACAGUGAUGUCAUCACGUCUAAUGUGACGUCACUCUACACCGACAAUGUCACUACCACAGUGCAGGUUGAUUCGACCGAUUCUGGCGCCGGACCAAGCAGGGGCAGUGGAGUUUCAGCCGGCACCGUGGCCAUCAUCAUCAUUGUCUUUGUUAUCGCCAUGGUGACGGGAACGGUCAUGACGUGUGUGUAUCGCAGCCGCAGGACAUACGUUGCGCCUCGCGUUUCCUGCAUGCGUCAUCAAAACAGCCUAUCGGCGCGGCUGAGCGCCAGCUUUCUGUGGAACGGCGGAGGUGGCGGCGGUGGUAGCGGUGCAAACGGUCAGACGGCUGAUGGCGUCGAUAUGCAGUACACAGUGCGCAAGAACUCGCUCAGAAAGAUACGGGUGCCGUCACGAGUGCCACGCAAGACCUCGUCCUCGCCGUCGUGCACACUUGCCACUCAGAGCCGAGCGGCCGGCGGUGGUGGCGGAAGCAGCCUCCGCAACUCAGUGAGUCUCGGCAGCCGUCAUAACCAGCGCCAACAGUCUGCCCUGAGCGUCGUUAACCCGUGCUUCGAGGAUCCCGUGGCGCCGCAGCAGUAUCGCGACUGCGACUAUGCGGAAAGUCUGGCCGAUCCCUCAGUGUUCCACGGCGCAGUCAGCUCAUCUCUGCCCGGAAUGCUCGGCGAUAUGCCCCUGGAGAUGAUUGGCUCCCAGGUCAUCAACAUGGAAUACGCUGACCAACCACCAACCAAAUGCAGUCAAGCAGAGGCUGACACCAACGUCGACGCUGACACGACAGUCAGCGUUAGCCAAUCUCUACAGCAUAAAGGGCUGAGUGCUUCGGCAAUCGAGAUCACAGGCCAUGAGAAGACUGUGGUGAGGUCUGCACGAGACGCAAGCGUAGAGGAGAACAAGGAUACAGCCACCAAGGACAAGCAACCAUGAUUAUGUUUCCCCAUGUUUAGGCUUUUCUCCCAAUAUGGUGCCCCUGCCAUUCGGAGAUGCCGAGACCUCUGGUCCGGCGAUAGAGCAUGGCAGGACCCACCAGCACUCUCUCACCCCAUGCUAGCCCCAUGUGCCUGCCAGUGAGUUGUGUAUCUUGUCACGAAAAAUUGCAUGAGUAUGCUCAUUGAGAAAAGCACCUAAUUGAACAUCAUUGCUUCGCACCUCGGGUCAUCUCCGCCAUGCUUCACCAUUUGACAAUCAGACAUUCUCCUUUAAACUUUAUAGUGUAAUUGCACUGCAGCCUUGUCAUGAAAAUAGCAAAUUCCAUUUCACACAGCUGACAUAAAUCUUUGGUUACACAAAAAUUCAAUAUUUCCCCGCCAUAUUUUGCCGGCUUGAGACAUUUUCCCUCCCACCCCCUCACCCCGAAAUUUUGGAAAGGUUGAAGACAUCUUUUGCAGCUGUGUGGGUUAUGACUUGCCGCAAUGACCAAGGAUUGACCUUGCUCUGUGAUUUGCAUUUUUUUUUACUUCAUCUUCCCAUUGCUGGGAAAAAGGCAAAAUGAUGUUACUGUGGGAGAGGGCGACAGCCAGUCAUGCCAGAUUAUACAGUCAGACCUCGCUUAUCCGGUCCUCGUUUAUCCGGAUCCCUCGCCAUCCGGAAGAAAAAAGCUGGUUACAUAUUUACAGCAUACGUGAUGCAUCCAACAUAAACGGUGUUCGGUUAUCCGGUUCCCUCGCCUAUCCGGAUAUUUUUUGGGAAAACGGAUGUGUGCGAUUAAGCGAGGUCUG